Molecule: messenger RNA, 1224 nt
Organism: Fonsecaea erecta
Lineage: Eukaryota; Fungi; Ascomycota; Eurotiomycetes; Chaetothyriales; Herpotrichiellaceae
Exons: 1
Coding region: 1-1224 (407 amino acids)
Biological process (GO): rRNA base methylation
Cellular component (GO): cytoplasm
Molecular function (GO): rRNA (uridine-N3-)-methyltransferase activity
Source: RefSeq, a predicted model, not a curated record
AUGGGCAAGGUUCAGCGUCAAGGUCGCAAGCCCCAUUCGACAUUCGGCAAAUCGACCGUGGUCAGAAGGCAGCACAGCCGUCCACAGGCCCAACGUCCCGCCAAAGGUCGUGCAGCAGCAGCAGCAGCAGCAGCAGCUCCCAGUGGAGGCCAACAUGGUCGACCACAACAGGCACGGCCCAAGGUGCCUUUUACCAAACAUGACAAUGUGCUGCUCGUCGGUGAAGGUCGGUGUGUUGAGAAUGCGGCCCUCGCUCCUCACGACCUCGAUGCUUCCAUGCUCUCAAGAGGCGGGUUGCUAACUAAUGGGCCGAUAGGUGACUUUUCGUUCUCGCUGUCGUUGAAACGACACCACAAAGUGCGCCAGAUGGUCGCUACCUGCUACGAUUCCAAAGACGUUCUGCAGAUCAAGUACCCGGAGGUUCACAACACCAUAUCCCAACUCCAGUCGGGCGGUCACUCUAGUCCACGACACGAGACAGACCAAGGCAACGAGGACGAAUGGCAAGGGUUUUCUCCCUCACCGCCGAAUCUCCCCAGCCACGACCAGGUCAAAGACCACGAUACACGAUUGGAUAAGGACACUAUCUACGUUCUCUACGGCAUCGAUGCAACCAAGCUCUCUUCGGCACACAAAAAGGCCCUCAGGCCAUAUUCUCCAUUCACCAAGAUUGUCUUUAACUUCCCCCACGUCGGAGGUCUAAGUACAGAUGUCAACAGGCAAGUUCGGUACAACCAGGAGCUGCUGGUUGGGUUUUUUCGGUCGGCCAAGCUAUUGCUCUCCUCUCCAAACCGCCCAGCAACAGUACGACAGGUGACCGAGCAGGACGAUGACAUGAGUGACUAUGACGAGAUAGCAGAAGAAUCAGACAGUCCCGUCCCAGGUGCGGUAAAUGGCAAGAUUCUCGUCACGCUGUUUGAAGGCGAACCGUACACGUUGUGGAACAUCCGGGACUUGGCCCGUCAUUGCGGCCUCAAGGUCGUGGAGAGCUUCAAGUUCCCAUGGUCAGCCUACCCGGAGUACCGCCAUGCGAGAACGGCGGGGGACAUCAUCACGGGCAAGGACAGGAGCGACGAGGGAAAGAGAAAGGGCGCCUGGAGAGGCGAGGAGCGCGAGGCACGAUGCUAUGUGAUGGAGGACCGGGAUGCAGAGCCCGUGGAGGUGAUGUCGCCCCAACGGAAAAGGAGACGGAGGCAGGGGAGUGAUGGGGACGACAGUGACUGA